AUGUUUGAUCUUGAAUCAGAAGAGAAAUUUGUGUCUCGGGACGUAGUGUUUGUGGAAGACGCUUUUCCAUUCAAAGAAAAGCAGGGUCGGAAUUUGAACUUGGAAGCUGAUGGAAUUAUGGAUUUGUUUCCUGACAAAGAUUUUGUUGUUGAUGGAACAGAACAUGUAGAUGUUGUAGCUAAGGUUUCUGGUGAGAUUGUGGAUAUAACAGAAGCUUCACACACUAAACCUGCAGAAAACCCUGCAGCCAAGAAUACAGAGGCUGAUCUUGAAGAAAAACCUACAGAAACAGGUGCAGAGGCUGAAACUGCAGGUAAGUCUGCAGAAAAUACCAUUUCUGGGUCUGUAACUGGUCGUGAUAAUCAGCCUAAAAUGAAUAGAAUUUCUGAUAAUCAGCAGGCUGAAAGGAAUAGAAAUUCUGAUAAUCAGCCUGAAAUGCAUAGAAGUGAAAAACUAGGCCGUGGAUUGAGACAAAAAACGACCUCUGUGAAACUGAAAGACUUUGUUUUAAACUCAAUCAAGACUGGUGCAAUGUCUGAAUUUAUUGAUGAUGUAGGAACAGAGCCGGUUUUGUUUCGUGAUGCUGUCAUUGAGCGUGUGUGGCGAGAAGCUAUGCAGAAUGAAAUUGGAGCAUUGGAGAAAAGUCAGAUGUGGGAUUUAACUGAGCUACCUCCAGGGAAGCAAGCAAUCAGGUGUAAAUGGGUUUACAAAAUCAAAUUUCUAUCAAAUGCGAAGAAGUGGGAGCUUCAUCAAAUGGAUGUGCAUAACGCUUUUCCUCACGACGACUUGGAUGAAGAAGUAUACAUGAAACCUCCUCCGGGAUAUCGAGUCAAUGGCUCCAAUCUUAAGAAUGGAUCAGAGAUCUAUGUCUUAGUUUAUGUUGACGAUCUUAUCAUCGGUGGAAAUGACUCAAAUGGUAUCAAUCGCUUUAAGGAUUAUUUGAGUGAAUGUUUUCACAUGAAGGAUCUGGGAAGCUUGAAAUUUGUUUUAGGCAUUGAAGUAGCACGAAGACCAGAGGGGAUUUUCCUUUGUCAACGGAAAUAUACAUUGGAUAUAAUCAGUGAAGCUGGUCUUCUCGGUUGUAAGCCUGUAGCAUUUCCAAUGGUUCAACAACAUGGAUUUGCCUUGUCUAAGAGUCCGUUGUUGGCCAAUCCUGAGCAGUAUGGACGAUUGGUGGGAAGAUUGAUUGUCGUGACCAGGCCAAAUUUGACAUACGCAGUACACAUUUUUUCUCAGUUUAUGCAAAAGCCUCAACAUGAUCAUUGGACAGCCCUGAUGCGUGUUGUUCGGUGUCCGCUAACGCGGCGAUCGGUGAGCGGAUGGCUUAUGACGUUGGGUAAUUCUCCAAUCUCUUGGAAGACCAAAAAGCAAGAUGUGGUGUCGCGGUCAUCUGCAGAAGCAGAAUACAGAUGUAUGGCCAUGGCUCUGUGUGAGUUGAAAGGAUUGCGUCAACUUUUGAUGGAAAUGGGUGUCAAACAAGAUCAACCAAUGAGCUUGUAUUGUGAUAAACAAGCUGCAAUUUACAUAGCUGCGAAUCCCGUUUUUCAUGAGCAAACGAAACAUGUGGAGAUUGAUUUUCAUGACGUUUGGGAUGCUGUUCAGGAUCGUUUGAUAGCCACACAGAAAGCCUUGGGUUGUCGUGAGGUUGAGAAUUUUGAGACAAGCUGGGCAUUUGUAAUCCACAUGCUCCAGCUUGGGGGGGGGUGUUAG
Messenger RNA from Microthlaspi erraticum, 1710 nucleotides. The record is from the annotation of a GenBank genome assembly. NCBI's taxonomy places the organism in Eukaryota, Viridiplantae, Streptophyta, Magnoliopsida, Brassicales, Brassicaceae.